Molecule: messenger RNA, 829 nt
Organism: Caenorhabditis sp. 36 PRJEB53466
Lineage: Eukaryota; Metazoa; Nematoda; Chromadorea; Rhabditida; Rhabditidae
Source: the annotation of a GenBank genome assembly
AUGACUUCAAAGGAAAAACUCGAGAAGAAAGAAGGGAAUGAGCAGAAGGCGAGCGCGGAGGUAUGUCUGAAUCCUCAGAAGGUGCGCUUGGAACAGAACCGCCAAAGAAAAGCACUCCAAGCGGCGAGGGAGAAAAAGUGAGUAAAAUGACGGUCGGAACCAAAAUUUGUUUUCAGAGCGCAGAAGAGUCGGUCGAGACCGUCGAGGGAGGCGCACAAGAAAGUGCUGGUGAAACCGAGUGCCGAGCCGGUGGACUGCGAGUGAGUGGAAGAUAUUUGCAGCAACGAAAAAGAAGACAGCCAGGUAUUCGGUGUCCGAAGAUGAGGAAGAUGAGGAGUACAAAGCUGCGACGAACGAGACACUGAAGAAGUUGUUGGUAGAAAAGAAGAAGUUGGAGAAGGCGUUGAAGUUGGCGAAAGAGAACGAGAAGAAGCUGGAUGUGAUGCGAAAGAGUGUCGGCGAUUGGUUUGACAAUUACGAAGCAAUGAUCGACAGUUUCGACGCGCAACUGACCGAGUACGAGAUCGCACAGCAGUCGACUCUGGACUGCAUAAUGAACAACGUGAGAAUCGAUCCGUUUGCUCACACGAAUAAACUCUGUUUGCAGCUGAAACAGCUGCACGAGAGGUGGAAGGAGAGCAGAAAGAGAGUUUCCGAGUUUAAGUUUGUCGGAAUCGGACAAUCUUCUUCCGAACGAUUCCAAGGCUUUCUCGGCCACAUCGGACUGUACUGUCUCCGCUACAUCCUCAUGGGAAUGGCCUACUGUCGGGAUCUCAUCUCUGGCUCCGACUCGCCGCUCACAUCCCACUCUCCAAAGCUCAGAAAUUAA